AUGGUUAAUGUGCUGCAGAGCAGAGGGUGGUGGACGGAGUCGGCGAAGGAUGUGCCAGUGGCGGCGGAGAACGCCGCGCGAAACGCCCCGUGCUGUGGCUGUCUUGAGCGCUCUCGUCAAGCUGUUGUCAACAUCAAGAAAGCGACCAACCCAGAUGAGACUGCCCCGAAGCAGAAACACGUCCGGAAGGCUAUCGUCUACACAUGGGAUUAUCACUCGUCCAUCUCCUUCUGGACCGGCCUGCGUGUGCAACCUAUCCUGGCCGAUGAAGUGCAGACGUUCAAAGCCCUCAUCACGGUGCAUAAGGUCUUGCAGGAGGGCACCCAGUUGUGCACGAUCAAAGAGGCUCAUGGUCAAACCGGUUGGCUAGAAACCUGCGCGCGCACCGUGGGCCACGACAGUCCUAAGGGCUACGGACCGUUGAUCAGGGCAUAUGUCCAAUUCAUCCUGGCUAAGCUCAGGUUCCAUCGGCUUAGACCUGAGUUCAAUGGAUUGUUCGAGUACGAGGAGUACGUGACACUGAAGGGUAUCGAUGAUCCUAACGAAGGCUAUGAGACUAUAUCCGACCUCAUGGGGCUGCAAGACCAGAUCGACUCCUUCCAAAAGAUGAUAUUUGCCCACUUCCGUCACUCCGCCAGCAAUGAGUGUCGCAUAUCGGCAUUGGUCCCACUUGUAAAGGAGAGUUGGGGCAUUUAUCGUUUCAUUACCAGCAUGCUGCGGGCUAUGUAUCGAAGGACCAAUGAUACUGAGGCACUGGAACCUCUGAGGCAACGUUUCAACGCCCACCACUACUCGCUGCGCAAAUUCUACUACGAGUGCUCGAACCUCAAGUAUCUCACAGGUCUCAUCAAUGUGCCAAGCUUGGAACCGCCAAAUCUCUUGGACAAUGGCACGGCCCCUGAUUUACCUGCCAGGCCGACGACGACUACAGUCAAGACGCCACCGCCAGCUACACCUGUGCCGGAUGCCAACGCUAUCAACGAACAGGUGCGCAUGCUGAAGCAAUACGAGGAGCAACAAGCGGCUCUCCUAGCUGCGCGAGAAGCCGAAGAACGUCGACGCCUGGAGCUCGAAGAACAACAACCGACUGCACAGGAGCAGCUGAUGCAGCAGCAAAUGAUGCAAUACAACAAUCAGGCUGCGGCACACGUUCAAGACUUCGAGCGAGAACUACUGGCCAUGCGGGGUCAGUACGAGCGCGAUCAACUGAUGCUUGAACAAUACGAUCGACGAGUGAAAGCUCUGGAGGGCGAAUUGGGUAGCAUUACUGCCAACGUCAACGCGCAGAUGAUGUCCAAGGAUGAGUUGAUCAAGCAGCUGCAGGACCAGGUCACCCUUUGGCGUAACAAGUACGAGGCGCUUGCGAAGCUGUAUAGCCAGCUCCGGACAGAGCAUCUCGACAUGCUUGCCAAAUUCAAGCAGAUGCAGCUGAAAGCCAACUCAGCCCAGGAAGCCAUUGAUCGCAUGGAGAGGAUGGAGAGGGACCUGAAGUCGAAGAAUCUGGAACUCGCUGAUAUGAUCCGCGAGCGCGAUCGUGCUAGGUUCGACGUGGAUCGCCAGAAGGCUAGUCACAAAGACGAGCUUGACCGUGUGCGACGGGAGUUGAGCUACGCCAAUGAGCGUGCGGAAGAUGCGUCGCGUUCAAAAAGCUCGGAGACGUCCACUAUCAUGUCGAAGUUUAACCGGCAAUUGCAAGAGUUGGAAGAUUCACUGAGGGCCAAGCAGCUUCAGAUUGAUGACCUUCUCGUGAAGCUGGACAAUGCAUCUGCCGACAUGGAUCGCCUGAGAGAGGAGAAGGACCAGGAGAUCGCCAUUCUCCAGGAGGGCAUGGACAGCACAAUCCAGCAGCUCCACGAGUCUCAGCAGAACCAAGGCAUAUCAGAAGAAACCACCAACGCCCAGAUCGACACGCUCAUCCUGGACAACAGGAAGAAGCUCAACCAGAUUAUUGAUUCCAUUCUGCAAGCUUGCGUCCACAAAGUCGACGAGUCUAUCUAUGAGCUCGAGUCGCCCGCUACUGCUGGCAACCUGAAUUCCACGCCUGAAUAUACUCUUUCGAUGAUCGAGAAGGCCAUGAACAACGCCACCGAGUUCGCGACUGUCUUUAACCUUUAUCUCGGAGGCGAAGUCGGUGGUGACCACGUCGACGUAAUCAAGGGUGCAAACGAGCUCGCGCAGUCUCUGUCAGAUGUCCUGAUCAAUACGAAGGGCAUAACUCGUCUCGUUGGUGACGAUUCUGCCGACAAGCUGAUCGGUGUAGCCAAGACAGCUGGCGAUGUCGGUUUGAGGGUCUUCCUCAACCUUCAAUCCUACAAGCUCGAUCUCCUGCCGCAGUCGUCACAGCGGAAGGAGGUCGCCAUGCGGAAUAACGGCGAGGUCCGCAAUGCGUUGUCGAAGCUGUCUGAGGUCGUCGACGGUCUCGUCCCGAAGGGCGGCAAGUCGGGAGCAUUGGCGAAGGCGAAUGGAGACAUCGGAGACAUCGUGGAGGCCGAGAUGUUGGGCGCGGCGAAGGCCAUCGAGGCCGCGACGGAGCGUCUCCAGGAGCUCAUGGCGCGUCCUCGGGAUUCUGGACGCUUCAGCGCUGUCGACUUGCAAGUGCACGACUCCAUCCUCGCCGCUGCUCUCGCGAUCACGAAUGCCAUCGCCCGCCUCAUCAAAGCAGCCACCGACUCGCAGCAGGAGAUCGUUGCUCAGGGCAAGGGGUCGAGCACCACGCAGCAGUUCUACAAGCGCAACAACCGUUGGACGGAAGGUCUGAUCUCCGCAGCCCGCGCGGUCGCCUUCGCUACAAACCUCCUCAUCGAGAGUGCCGAUGGUGUCUUGUCCGGCACGCACUCCUUGGAGCAGCUCAUCGUUGCGUCGAACGAGGUCGCUGCGGCCACGGCUCAGCUCGUAGCCGCGUCCCGUGUUAAGGCUAACCUCAUGUCGAAGACUCAGGAACGCCUGGAACUCGCUGCGAAGGCUGUCACCGCGGCUUGCAAGGCUCUCGUCAAGCAAGUCAAGGCCAUCUCCGCCAAGCAGAGCCAGGAAGAAGAGGUCGACUACAAGAACAUGGCGGCGUUCGAAUUCAAGCAGCGCGAGAUGGAGCAGCAGGUAGAGAUUCUGCGCCUGGAGAAGGAUCUGGGUGCGGCUCGCCACAUACUAGGAGCGAUGAGGCGUGCGGGAUACCAUACGGACGAGACGGAUUAA
Molecule: messenger RNA, 3189 nt
Organism: Fomitopsis serialis
Lineage: Eukaryota; Fungi; Basidiomycota; Agaricomycetes; Polyporales; Fomitopsidaceae
Product: cytoskeleton assembly control protein
Exons: 13
Coding region: 1-3189 (1062 amino acids)
Biological process (GO): actin filament organization; clathrin coat assembly; endocytosis
Cellular component (GO): clathrin-coated vesicle; actin cortical patch
Molecular function (GO): phosphatidylinositol-3,4-bisphosphate binding; clathrin-cargo adaptor activity; actin filament binding
Source: RefSeq, a predicted model, not a curated record